Molecule: messenger RNA, 621 nt
Organism: Cephus cinctus (wheat stem sawfly)
Lineage: Eukaryota; Metazoa; Arthropoda; Insecta; Hymenoptera; Cephidae
Gene: RpL26
Product: 60S ribosomal protein L26
Exons: 4
Coding region: 122-568 (148 amino acids)
Biological process (GO): ribosomal large subunit biogenesis; cytoplasmic translation
Cellular component (GO): cytosolic large ribosomal subunit; ribosome
Molecular function (GO): structural constituent of ribosome; RNA binding
Source: RefSeq, a predicted model, not a curated record
AAUUUCCCGGUGCGCAGUUCGCACUGCGCACUCAGCAGACUGUACAACGUUUUAUUUCCGGCGCGUGGGCAUUCUUCCGGUUAGUGUUGUGGUACUUUGCUGUUGUCGGAGAUUCGACAAGAUGAAGUUCAACAGAUUGGUGACUUCCUCGCGUAGGAAAAAUCGCAAGAGGCAUUUUACUGCUCCUUCUCACAUUAGAAGGAGGCUGAUGACUGCACCUGUCUCCAAGGAGUUGAGACAAAAAUAUAACGUGCGUUCUAUGCCCAUUCGCAAGGAAGAUGAAGUCCAGGUUGUUCGUGGUCACUACAAGGGUCAACAAGUCGGCAAAGUGAUCCAAGUGUACAGAAAAAAAUUUGUCAUAUAUAUUGAACGAAUUCAACGCGAGAAAGCUAAUGGUGCCAGCGUUUACGUCGGCAUCGAUCCCUCCAAGACGGUCAUCGUCAAGUUGAAGAUGGACAAGGAUCGCAAAAAGAUCAUCGACAGGAGGAGCAAGGGUCGCCUCGCUGCCCUGGGUAAAGACAAGGGCAAGUACACUGAGGAUUCGACAGCCGCUAUGGAAACUUCGUAAACAAUACAUUGCCUCAUUUAUGUACCACAAUAAAACACAGAAAACCUCAAAUA